CUGCACUGGGGCGUGUUCGACACUCCGGCAGAACCGGGUUCCGGUUCGAAUGUUCGGGACGGCUUUCUCGAUGCCUGCUACCGGCUGAACGCCAUCAUGCUGGAGGACUCCGGCAUCGAUGGCUCGGCCCGCGUGCUGGACCUGGGCUGCGGCAACGGCAACACCGCGGUGUGGCUAUGCCGCACCACCGGAGCCCGCGUUACCGGCAUAGACCUGAGCGGCGUGCGCAUCGAGAAUGCCAUCGAAGCCUUGGGCGACACUCCCGAAUUGGCGCCGCGUUUGGAGUUCCACAAGGCUUCAGCCACCGAACUGCCGUUUGCGGAUGGGGCCUUCUCCCACAUCUGGAGUCAGGCAACCAUCUACCAUAUUCCUGACAAGGCAAAGACCCUGCAGGAGGCAUACCGGGUAUUGCAGCCCGGUGGGGUGAUGGUCUUUGACGACCUCACCAAGCCCCGGCCUGACAUCAGCGACGAAGCGCGCACCUUCGUGUACGACCGGCUGUUGUUCGACACUGAUUUCAACUUCUAUUCGUACAUGGACGCCCUUGGCGAAACCGGUUUCACGGUGCUGGAGGCUCGGGACUUGUCCUCCCAUCUGGCCCGCAGCUACUCCUGCCUUUCGCAGAUGGCCGCCACCGGCGACGACCCGGAACGGAAAGAACGCUUCGCCGCGCUGUCCGACGCCUAUCUCAAAAUGGUGAAGGCGGUGCACGACGAAGAGUUGGGCUGGUCCCAAUAUCGCUGCGUCAAGUAG
Geodia barretti is the source of this 753-nucleotide messenger RNA. The record is from the annotation of a GenBank genome assembly. Lineage: Eukaryota; Metazoa; Porifera; Demospongiae; Tetractinellida; Geodiidae.